AUGAGAAAGUUCUACCAACACAUCCUCGCCUUGGUGUUUGCUGUUGAUGAGAUCAAUGGGAAUCUCAAGAUCUUGCCCAAUGCCACGCUUGGAUUCCACAUCUAUAAUUCCUAUUCUGAUUCAAGGAUGACCUACAAAAACGCUCUGGAUCUGCUCUUUAAAUCACAUCACUUUGUCCCCAACUACAUAUGUGGCAUUCAGAAAAAAGUAGUAGGAGUCAUUGGGGGACUUAGUUCUCACACCUCCUCAUCCAUGGCAGAUGUCUUAGGUCUUUACAAGAUUCCACAGAUUUCAUACGGUUCAUUUGAACCGGCCAUAAAUGAUCACAUCAAAUUUGCUUCCUUUUAUCGCAUGGUCCCCAAUGAAGAUCUUCAGUACAAGGGAAUUAUCCAGUUACUUCUGCAUUUUGGAUGGAAAUGGAUUGGGCUCAUCACUCCAGCUAAUGAAGAUGGAGAACAAUUCUUGAAGACCAUUGAACCAAUGCUCUUCAAGAAUGAAAUCUGUUCAGCAUUCACAGAAAGAACAGAAUACUAUCUGCAAUUCAGCGGUAGAAUAUUUGAUAUAGUGGAUCAAUCAAAGCUUUUCUUACUAGCUUUCAUGAAAAGCAAAGCAAAUGCGAUUGUUAUAUAUGGAGAAAGUACGUCUAUUAUAUGGCUUACAAAUGUUUUUAUUGCAAGGAAUAUGAUUCAGCUAAUUCUUCAUCAAUCUGUGAGGAACGAACUUGAAGGGAAAGUAUGGAUUACAACAGCCCAAAUAGAUUUCAUAUCAAAUACUGCAAGAAAACUGAUUGACCCAAAUAUACAAAUGCUCCAAGGUGCUAUAUCCAUUACAAUUCACUCCAAGGAGAUUCAAGACUUCUCAGACUUUCUCCACAGUUUGCACUCAUUCCUGCAGAGGCUCUCAUUCAACAACAGUGCUGGGGAUGAAAUUACAUUCGAUGAACAUGGAGAAUUAGCAGCUGGAUUUGAUAUUACAAACCUGGUCACUUUCCCAAAUAAUUCCUAUGUCAGGGUCAAAGUCGGAAAGCUGGAUCCUCAAGCCCCUACUGGAAAAGAGCUCACCAUUAACGGGAAUGGAAUUCAAUGGCACAGAGGCUUCACUCAGGUGCCACCCCUUUCCUUAUGUAAUGCCAACUGCCGUCCUGGUUAUGAGAAGAAAAAGAAGGAGGGGAAGAAAUUCUGUUGUUAUGCUUGUGAUCCGUGUCCUCAUGGGAUGUUCUCAAAUGAGAAGGCUAUGGUACUUGGCAUUUUCAUUAAGCACCGGAACACUGCCAUCGUCAAAGCCAACAACAGAAGCCUCACUUACAUUCUCCUCAUCUCCCUCCUCUUGUGUUUCCUGUGCUCCUUGAUGUUCAUUGGAAUGCCUAAUAAGGCAACCUGCCCACUCCGACAAACGGCUUUUGGCAUUGUCUUCUCUGUUGCCCUCUCCAGCAUCUUGGCCAAGACUAUUUCAGUGGUUUUGGCAUUCGUGGCUACCAAGCCAGAUUCCAGAAUCAGGAAGUGGGUAGGCAAAAAACUGGCUUAUUCCAUUGUCCUUUCCUGCUCUGUGAUUCAAGUAGGACUCUGUGUCUUCUGGCUGGCAACCUCUCCCCCAUUCCCAGAUGUGGACAUGCACUCAAGCAGUGAAGAAAUUAUAUUCUUAUGUAACGAGGGGUCAGUUCUCAUGUUCUAUUGCAUUUUAGGCUACAUGGGCUUCCUGGCCAUGAUCAGCUUCACUGUGGCCUUCUUAGCCCGGAAGUUGCCCGACAGCUUCAAUGAAGCCAAGUUCAUCACCUUCAGCAUGCUGGUCUUCUGCAGUGUUUGGUUCUCCUUUAUUCCCACAUACUUGAGCACCAGAGGAAAAUACAUGGUGGCUGUGGAGAUCUUCUCCAUCUUGGCUUCCAGUGCUGGGCUGCUGGGUUGCAUCUUUUCCCCUAAAUGCUACAUUAUUGUGGUGAGGCCUGAGCUGAAUAACAGAGAGCAGUUGAUACGGAGAAAGAUGUAA
Molecule: messenger RNA, 1983 nt
Organism: Podarcis raffonei (Aeolian wall lizard)
Lineage: Eukaryota; Metazoa; Chordata; Lepidosauria; Squamata; Lacertidae
Product: vomeronasal type-2 receptor 26-like
Exons: 5
Coding region: 1-1983 (660 amino acids)
Biological process (GO): G protein-coupled receptor signaling pathway
Cellular component (GO): membrane
Molecular function (GO): G protein-coupled receptor activity
Source: RefSeq, a predicted model, not a curated record